AUGUCCAGCUUCUCGUCAGCGCGUAGUGAUCAGAUACCCCACGCAUACUACUCAGCCUUGACCAGUCGACCAUCUCUUCAAGAUGAAUUCCACGACAUUGACAACGAGGGUCACUUUCAAACAUACUUGCGUCGGCUGCAAGAUGCAACGACACGGAAUUUUGUGUUGGACUUUGGCAAUGAUGAUGCCUGGUGUGCGAUGAAUCUGGAGCUGGAGGAUAUCUCGCUGCUGUUGCGCCAUCCAGUAAGCUUGUUCCAGUACACGACGGCGAUCAUGAGCUACUAUGGCGUCUCAGAACGACUACAAGGAAUGAUGUGUACGGAUCCUGUGGUAGUUCCAUCUAAGCCACCAGUGCCUGCUCAAUCAUUCAGGCGUAACUUUCGCAAGAGUAUCGAUCAAACUCCUCGUUCUCGCAUGGAAGAUCUUGAAGAUGGAUUCCUGAAGAGCCUAUCCCAUCCGGAUGAGAUACAGAAGGCAGCUUCAUUCCGUGGCCUUACAUUCGCCCAUGUUACGAAUCAAAUCUGGCAUUUUUGCUCGGUGGAUCAUGGACCCCGAUAUACCUGUAUCGGGUACAAUUCGGUCUAUGUGAUCCCGAACAUGAAUAUCUCGAAUGGUCGGGAUCUUCCUAGUGGCAAACGUCUAUGGUCCUGGUUGAUCCUUUGUGAUAACGGUACUGUCAUUUCAAUCCAGGAGAACCCAUUUCCUAGGCUAGCCGAACCACGUUCAGAUGCCGAGAUCAAAUCAGUACUGGGUAUUGUUCGCCGAAACGUGCAGAUGAUCUUUUCAGGAAUGUCCAAGCAGCACUUCGCGUCAUCAGAAAGUGAUUCUUUGGUCACGAUCCGUGUGCGCGCUGUGGGAGAUUCAUCUUCAGAUCAUGUAAGCAUCCAUCAAGACGAUGGCCCUGGCUUACUCUUUUACUACAUUUUCGAUGACUGGGUCUCGAGCUAUGCGCUGAUCGCCAAACGCGAGCAUCAAUACGGGGUCUUGCUGGACAAACUGAGACAAGAUAUGUUAACUAAACCGGCCGUCGACUUGGUGAACGAACUGCACUGGUUGGGAAGAAGGAUGGCGGUCCUAAAGCGCGUUUACCAGAGCUAUGAGCUUGUUUUGACGCGCGUGCUUCAAAGACAGCGCUUGCUCCGCGAUGAGGCGCGCGCACAUCCUAGAAUGGUAACUGGGCAUGCGCUGCGAGAAAAUGAAGCAGGAAAUCUGCAACACCCCGCUCUACAAAAGAACCCAUCAGAUCUGUCCACCUCUUCAGAUAAUUCAGUAGGGGUGCGGUUGAACUCGGCAGCGGUGGCUCGGAUCGAAAGACUUCUUGACCGGAUCAAGUUAUAUUGUCUGUCUGAGAUUGACGCCUGUUUGAUGGAGAAAGAAUCUCUCACAUUCCUGAACUUCAACCUUAUCGCCCUCAAAGAUUCGCAGGCCGUUGAAAAGUUGACGAGAAUCACUAUCCUGCUAGCUAAGAUCACGAUCUUGUUUCUACCUGUCAGUCUGAUGACGGCGUACUUUUCAACCGAACUGAGCGGCGUCAAAGGCGAGUAUACGCAGACAGAAUACUGGGUCAGCUUUGCAGUGAUCAUGGUCUUAUCGAUGCUUGUUCUCGUCUCCUUUGGAUACGCCAGCGGUACCAUCGAGGGCAAGCCCAUAUAUCGAUCAUUGUGCCGCAGCUUUCUGUCCUCAUCCAAGGAUAAGUUGGCGCAUCCACGAGACCAUGUUGACUAA
Messenger RNA from Aspergillus clavatus NRRL 1, 1725 nucleotides. RefSeq lists its product as uncharacterized. Bases 1 to 1725 code for a protein of 574 amino acids. The transcript is spliced from 6 exons. NCBI's taxonomy places the organism in Eukaryota, Fungi, Ascomycota, Eurotiomycetes, Eurotiales, Aspergillaceae. Gene Ontology annotation, molecular function: magnesium ion binding; cobalt ion binding; cobalt ion transmembrane transporter activity. The record is from RefSeq and is a predicted model, not a curated record.